UUUAUGAAACUAAAUCACAAACUUUUUACCAUUAUGACACGCUCAAAGGUGCUAAUUAUUACUAUGUUAAGCCCUUAGUUAGUGAAUUAUGCCAACAAAUUCAGCAAACUAACAAUAUUAAAUUAACGGACUACUUAAUUCCCCAACACCAUAUUCAACAAAAGAAUACUUGCGAUUGUGGCAUAGCAGUCAUUGCCCUAAUCCAAAAAAUUAGUGAACAAUAUUCCACCUUAUCACCUCAGCAAUAUGUUGGCAAUUUAAGUCUUGGUCAGCUUGAUUUUGCCCAACAACGACAAGAAUUAAGGACUGAAUAUUUAACAGAAAAUGGAACCAAUUAG
Molecule: messenger RNA, 338 nt
Organism: Ambispora gerdemannii
Lineage: Eukaryota; Fungi; Glomeromycota; Glomeromycetes; Archaeosporales; Ambisporaceae
Source: the annotation of a GenBank genome assembly